CCCGAGUUCUUCGCUUCCAGGCUCCGCACGUGACCGCGCCCGCUGCUGCCUCAGGUGGCGACGCGAGAAUCUCGUCUGGCCCCAAGGGGGCAAAAUCAGAACGAAUACGACAUUGUCAGCCCCCAACGAUGGACGACGCCCUGCCCAUGCAGAUUCGCUCCAGGCGAUCACACAAUAAAUCCCGCUCGGGUUGUCAGAACUGCAAGAAAAGACGCAUCAAGUGUGAUGAGAAAAAGCCACAUUGCACCAACUGUGUGCGGCAUUCGAUCGAAUGUGACUUCACCAACCCGGCCUCGGCCUCAUCCACGCCCCCCGCUGCCACUCGACGAUUUCGAUUUCGACAAUCGAAAUACCAGCCCGCAUCCAGAGCAUCAUCUUCCAAGGAUAGUACGCCAGAGGCAGGCCAUAGUGAGCCUCCCUCCACCUCGACGGGAGUGCAAUGUGAUCUCGCCGCCAGCAGCGUGGCCGGCGGCAUCUCGUUCGCCGACCUGAAACUCUACCAUCACUACGUGACCGCAACGUACAAAACCCUGGCGGACGAGGAAACAGACAUCAACCAUGUCUGGUCCGACCACGUGCCUCAAUGGGGUAUCGCAUUCCCCUCCAUCAUGCAUUUGGUUCUCGCGCUCUCGGCUCUCCACUGGGGACAUGAGGACCCGGCAUCGCGAACGCAGUACAUCGCUCAAGCCGACGACCACUUCACGUUUGGUGUCCGAUCGGUGACGGCCGUCUUGUGUCUCCUCAACGCUGAGAACUGCCAGUUGAUCUACAUGGCGGCCGCGCUGAUCUGCCUAGUGUAUUUCGGUCGGGGGCCGCGACCCGGCGAGUUUCUUGUCUUCAGUGACCGCGGACAAUCCGAGUGGCUGGUGCUGAUGCGGGGCGUGCACUCCAUCCUCAAAGAGCAUCAUAGCCGCGUCUUCACCGGCGUGCUGACUCCAAUCCCCGAUGAGCGGGUCCGUGGCGUGAGUGCUGAGUUACAGCCCGAACUGGAGGAGCAUCUGCAGCGGAUUGGCCGCAUUCGUGCGUUCGUGCAGUCGCGCGUCCAGGGUGAAUCGUGCCAAGCCAUGUUUGACACAGCCAUUGAUGACCUGCUCUCCGGGCUUGAAGAGGUGUAUAAGGUCCGCAGCGCCGGGAAGGAUGGUAUCAACCUGAUGCACAUUGUGGUGGGGUGGGUGUACCGACUUCCGGAGCAGAUGAUCGGUCUGUUGGAAGAAAAGGACAGCUGCGCAUUGGUGAUGUUUGGGCAUUGGAGCAUCCUGCUGGUGUAUAUGCGGUCGUCGUGGCUGAUGCGAGGAUGGGAUGCGCAUGUGCUUGAAGGCGUGCGGGCGUCGUUGCAUGAGGGGGACCAGCACUGGCUGGAGUGGCCAAGCAAGGUGAUUUAUACGUGAAGUAUCAUCAUGACUAUACCAUAAGAGCAUUUUGUCUCUCAACCAGCUGCCCGGAUCCACCGAUAUAUUUUAUCUUUGAUCUAUUUCCGUAUGCUGAUACUCGAAACCAACAAAAUAACCGAGUAACCUCUUGAGAACAUGUUGUGUAUUAUUCAACCCAGUUACAAUCACCUCAACCAAACGAUAAAUAAAACAAGCAACGAAAAUAG
Messenger RNA from Aspergillus sclerotioniger CBS 115572, 1597 nucleotides. Its product is annotated as Zn(II)2Cys6 transcription factor domain-containing protein. The transcript has 2 exons. Gene Ontology annotation, molecular function: zinc ion binding; DNA-binding transcription factor activity, RNA polymerase II-specific. Gene Ontology annotation, biological process: regulation of transcription by RNA polymerase II. NCBI's taxonomy places the organism in Eukaryota, Fungi, Ascomycota, Eurotiomycetes, Eurotiales, Aspergillaceae. The coding region runs from base 129 to 1388 and encodes 419 amino acids. The record is from RefSeq and is a predicted model, not a curated record.